Molecule: messenger RNA, 852 nt
Organism: Miscanthus lutarioriparius
Lineage: Eukaryota; Viridiplantae; Streptophyta; Magnoliopsida; Poales; Poaceae
Source: the annotation of a GenBank genome assembly
AUGGAACAGUGGGCGGACAAGCAGCAGCAGCAGCAGCAGGCGGUCAGCACCAGCACCGCGGCCGCUGCGGCGCAGAUGCCCUUUCUGGCGCUGCUCCAGGGCGCGGGCGUCGUGGUGGAGGCGGAGGACCAGCAGCAGCAGCAGCAUGACGGGCGCAAGCGGCACGCCUUCGUGCGAGCCGUCUCCGACCUCGACCUGCUCGAGAGCUGCGUCACGCAGGUGGUGGCUCCCGCGGCGGCGGCGUCUUCGCCCGUGGCCAGCAGGACCGAGAGGCGGAGGAAGCGGCCGAGGCCCCGCGCGCGCGCCGCGCCGCCGCCGGAGAAGCGCAGGAAGCCCGAGGAGGCCGAGAGCCAGCGGAUGACCCACAUCGCCGUGGAGCGCAACCGGCGGCGCCUCAUGAACGACCACCUCGCCUCGCUCCGCUCCCUCAUCCCCUCCAGCUACAUCCCCCGCGGCGACCAGGCGACAGUGGUGGGUGGCGCGAUCGACUACGUGAAGCAACUAGAGCAGCAGCUGGUGGCGCUGCAGGCGGCCGCGCCCGCGCGUCGCGGUGAUGGAGGAAGGGUGCGAGGUGGCGACGGCGGACGAGGUGGCGACGGUGGUGCACCAGAUCUUUGCCUACGCCGCCGGCGCAUGCUGCUGACGACGGCGGCAGCCGCGGAGGGACGGGGACGCGACGGCAGCGAUCGCCGGCGCCUAAGCGGUCGUGGUACGGACCCUGUCCCUGCAGAGACAACAGUUUCGCUGAGGACCGUGCCCGGUGCCCCUGACUCCCUGACUCUGAGGGCUGGCUCUGCGCGCUUGGACUGGUUGUACGGAUGCCAUGACAACCGUAUGAUUGUGCCAGUGUGA